AUGUUGCCACUCGCAACAGAAGAGCGUCGGCAGUUGCCAUAUGAGGCGAUGGACCCGGACUGGGAGGCUCGCGAACUUGAAAACUUUCGGACGGCGACUGGUGGUGCUCAACGACAGGUCCCCUACGGCGCGUAUCUAUUCGGGAGGUUGCUACAGUCGGAUUUGCACCAUAGCUGUCGACCGGCACUGCCCUCCGACGUGUCCAAGCUCAACGGUUCUACUAUCAAAGGCAUGUGCAUCUUACAGGUGGUCGAUGCAGCCAACAUUGGCGCCAAUUACGAGCAUCGGACGCAGUUUUCGACUGCUGGGCCAACGCGGACACUCAAACUGGGGCUAACAGACGGCCAUCAAUUGGUAUUCGGCUUCGAGUUGACUCCACUACCGCAGCUCAGUGUCGACAUUCCGCGUGGCACCAAAAUUGUGGUGGAGGACGUGCCUGUGAAGCACGGACUGCUUUUGCUGGCACCUGAUAAUUGCCAACUAUUGGAGGCAUCGUCCGAUCCUUCAACACGAAGUAAAAAGCAAAGGCCACGACCAGCAGAGUCGAACGGAACGGAGGCUGGCGCGUACUCGGCAGCUCUAGUGACCUCGCAAUAUGACACUGCACCGCUACAAGUACUCGCGAGAAGACCGGUACCUGCACAACCGCCUGUUUCGCUACCGUUAGAUACGAGCUUGGUCGCCCAUGGUACUCCAGGGACAAAAGUGAGUGGCGAAAAUGCAUCUGCGCUACGCUCAAAUCCUCCUGCACGUCGUAUGAAUACGGAUACAGGCAACAGCAGUACAAGCGCUAUCCGACGUGCCUCCGACCCGGCAGUGUUUGUGGACGUGCCUCCAUCAGACGAAGACGUGGAUAGUGAUACGACCGACCCCAUGGUAACACACCUUUUCUACAGCCCCAACACACCAAGGCACCCUGCCGGCUUUAAUGAUGCAAAGACGGCACAGAUCAGUAACAGGAACGUUUCCAUCAAGAAACGCCCUCGUUCACCGUCAAUGAAAGAACAAUUACGGGUCGGACCUCCAGUUCCGCAGAACUCAACUCAAUCAAUGGACGCGACAGCCGUUCAACCCGAACGUGCCCCUAGCCUUUCGUUGCCCGAUCAAGUAACCCCAUGCUUGCCUCAGGAUCCGGCGAAUCCGUUUCAGUAUUUCCACGCGAAGCAAUCAACGCUAUCAGCGCCGGCACACGCGACGAGUUUUAAAAUUCGAGCGUGCGUCAAGUCUGUCGUCGGUUUCCAAUUCAACACAGGACAGUAUCAGCUUCGAGUUGCCGUGGAGGAUUGCACCGCCACGAAGGAAGCAGACGUGGCUGAAGAAUUUGUGACGCAGCUUAUGGGCGUAUCUUGCUCUGCGUUCCAGCAAACCAUGCAGACGGACGUGCAACUCGCACACAAAUGGGCCGCGACAAUGCAAUUUACGCUCAUGAAUCUCGAAGGAGUCAUGACGUUCGAAAACAGGGCAGCUACAUCCACAUCUGAACCAUUGCCGCUCUUGCUUGUCGAAUGCCGUGACUUCCAAGCUUGUGAAACUCGCGAGCUACUUCAGCGUGUGAGAGAAUUGCUGUCGGAUACGACGCCGCAACAGACGUGA
This is a messenger RNA of Peronospora matthiolae, 1593 nucleotides long. The record is from the annotation of a GenBank genome assembly. Lineage: Eukaryota; Oomycota; Peronosporomycetes; Peronosporales; Peronosporaceae.